ACAUACACCGUCAACGAACUUGUACGUACGACCCACAUAGCUAGGGUUGUUCACGCUGAGCUAGUUGUUGACGCUUGAAACUUAAAAGAAACGGGCAGAGAGAGCGCCCUUGCUGUCCACCCAGCGCAUGAUACAAACAAGAGGAGAUAUUGUAUUGACCAGUUUGACGUAUUCCAAAGGAUGGCUGUGAGCAACACGCUGAAGGAUCUAUGGAAAAUUAGGACAUUACUGAUACUUUUUCUUACCCCAAUUCUGCUUUUGCCGCUUCCAAUACUGAUACCUACGAAGGAGGGACGAUGUGCCUACGUUGUUAUCAUGAUGGCGGUGUUCUGGAUCUCCGAGUCGCUGCCAAUCUCGGUGACAGCGCUGCUCCCAGUCUUCAUGUUUCCGCUCCUCAAUGUGGUGGAGGCUAAAGUCAUAUCGAAGGCUUAUAUGAAUGAUACAAUCAUGGUUUUCCUUGGUGGACUGUGCAUGGCUGUUGCUAUAGAACACUGGAACAUCCACAGAAGAAUUGCACUGCGCAUUUUGAUGAUGGUUGGGUCCGAACCAAGAUGGUUAAUGCUUGGGUUGAUGAUAGCAACGUGGUUCCUGUCGAUGUGGAUCAGCAACACUGCGACGACGGCCAUGAUGAUCCCAAUCGCCAACGCCAUUCUAAUACAGCUGAAGGAUACGAGAGACCGUUCUAAAGACCAGGGAGAAAUUGAAAUGAAUGGAAAAGAAUCAAUUACUGACAAAAAUGCUGAAAAAGAAGAACAGGAACCACCAGUGGACAAGCUACAAAUCAAACCGUCCGAUGGACCAGACGUAACCGAGGAAGCAGAGUUUACCCGUUUGAAGAAAGCCCUUUCACUGUGUAUUGCAUACGGGGCUAAUUCCGGAGGCAUCGCAAGUCUUACAGGAACUGGACCAAACCUCGUCCUGAAAGGACAGACAGAUGAACUGUACAGUAGCCGUGGUAUUGAGUCUCCCGUCAACUUUGCCUCCUGGAUGGCCUACGGGUUCCCCUUGUCUGUCGUCGUCCUCAUUGUCUGCUGGUGCUGGCUCAAUAUUCUCUACCUCAGAUGCAAAGGUAUCUGUGCUUGCUUGAGCGAUGACCCUUUAAGAAGGAUCCAGGCCGAGAAAGUGAGAAAUGUCAUCGUGACAGAGUAUAAGAAACUUGGUGCUAUCACGUACGCCCAGGCCAAUGUCAUGGUGUUAUUUCUUCUACUGGUUAUUUUCUGGGUCUCGCGAGAUCUCGGAGGAGUUGGUGGCUGGGGAGAUCUCUUUGAACACAACUUGGUAAAAGAUUCGACACCUGCAGUUUUGUUGGCAGUGAUGCUUUUUGUUCUUCCUUCCAAAUUACCACGUGUCUUCUGUCUCCGGAAAAACUCUUAUGAAAUGACUGAAGAAGAGAAGGCAGAAGCCGAGGCUCCGAUCACACCGUUGCUGACGUGGAAGGUCCUCCACGAGAAGAUGCCAUGGGCACUCUUCCUCCUGCUUGGAGGCGGGUAUGCUCUUGCUAAGGGCUGUGAGGAGUCUGGCCUGUCUUUCUGGAUUGGUACUCAGCUGCAGGUGUUGAAGGGCCUGAACCCAUGGCUGUUGCUUCUGAUUAUCUGUUACGUGUGUGCUGCAGCAACCGAGGUGACCAGCAACACAGCAACAGCAACACUUGUCAUGCCGAUCCUGGCCAACCUGGCUAUUGGAACCGGAGUGAACCCAUUGUUCUACAUGUUUCCGGCAGCCCUCUCUGUUUCAUUUGCAUACAUGUUGCCCGCUGCCACGCCCCCUAAUGCCAUCGUGUUUAGCUACGGCCAUAUCAAAGUGUCCGACAUGGCGUCAGCUGGAAUCAUGAUGAACAUUUUAGCCGUACCUCUGUUGCUCAUGGCAACCGCUACAUGGGGAGACGCCAUUUUCCAUUUUGAUGUGGUCCCAGAGCCCUUCAGACUCAACGCAACCCUUCCAGUGAACGUCACUCCUUCUUAGACUGAUACUACAGCUGUCCGUCAUCCUUUGAUAUGCCCUACCAGCAUCACUUCAAUGCUAAAAGAACUCUCUUAUGAUGGCCACCAAAAUCAUUAAAAUGAUUAUGCAAACAGAUAUUUUGUCAAUAAUUAUGCCAUGUAAUAUAAGCUCAUAAUGAAAUCUCAUCUCACAGGGAUUCUAAAUAUAUUGCUAUCAUGCCUUGUGGCAUUUUCAAGAUGGCCACCAUUGUCCU
Molecule: messenger RNA, 2194 nt
Organism: Haliotis rubra (blacklip abalone)
Lineage: Eukaryota; Metazoa; Mollusca; Gastropoda; Lepetellida; Haliotidae
Product: solute carrier family 13 member 5-like
Exons: 15
Coding region: 181-1962 (593 amino acids)
Biological process (GO): monoatomic anion transmembrane transport
Cellular component (GO): membrane
Molecular function (GO): transmembrane transporter activity
Source: RefSeq, a predicted model, not a curated record